AUGGCUGAUUCAGAACAAAAGGCCGAUGUUCGUGCAACUGCACCAGUUGCACCCGUUACCUUUUUCAAGAAGCGCGGUGAUAAGAACAAAGCAAACCUACGAAAGCGAAAGUCGACACCUCCACCCCCCAGCGACAGCGAUGACUCGGAUUUUUCGUCUUCCGAAGAUGAAACAGGUCAGCGGGUCAAGAGAAGAAAACGCAACACUGGAGUGAUAGUUGCAUCUUCCAAGGACCAUGCAGUGACCGAGCGCGACGAUUUCCCCACCACCGUUUACGAGGCCGACCGUGAGGUUUCUCUCGACACAACCAAACGCGAUGCCACCAAGCAUAGCAAUUGGUAUGACGAGGACACAGAUCCAAUUCUUUCUGCAAAGAAUCUCCUCGGUUCUACGAGAGCAAUGCAAAACAAGCGGCAGCAACAUCCUGAGGAGACCAAGACCUCUGGGCCUCAGCGGACAGUUGGGCCAGUCAAGGCUCCAACAAACAUACGCACCAUCACCAUCACAGACAUGGCACCAGAUGUUUGCAAGGACUACAAGCAAACAGGAUUUUGCGGAUUCGGUGACACAUGCAAGUUUCUCCACGCCCGCGAAGACUAUGCCUACGGGUGGCAGCUUGAUAAGGAAUGGGAGAACGUGACCAAGGGUAAAAAGGUUCUCGGGGGUACGAUUGUGGCUAGCGUAGAUCGUAAAACGGGAGGUACAGCCAAUGAAGAUGGAAGAGACGAGGAUGAGGAAGAAGCAAGACUGCUGGAGAGCAUACCCUUUGCUUGCUUCAUAUGCAAGGGUCCUUAUCAAUCACCUAUUGUGACACGAUGCGGACAUUACUUUUGCGAGGAGUGUGCGUUAAGGAGGUACCGGAAGGACCCCAGUUGCGCUGCGUGUGGUGCUGGCACAAAUGGAGUUUUCAAUGCAGCCAAAAGGUUGCAAAAACUGUUAGAGAAGAAGAGAGAGCGAGAGAAACGUAAGAGGCAAGAAGCAAGAGAAGCGGGAGAGGAGGUUAGUGAUGAAGAGGAAGACGAAGAUUAA
Messenger RNA from Thermochaetoides thermophila DSM 1495, 1029 nucleotides. Its product is annotated as putative pre-mRNA splicing protein. Bases 1 to 1029 code for a protein of 342 amino acids. Lineage: Eukaryota; Fungi; Ascomycota; Sordariomycetes; Sordariales; Chaetomiaceae. The record is from RefSeq and is a predicted model, not a curated record. The transcript has a single exon. Gene Ontology annotation, biological process: snoRNA splicing. Gene Ontology annotation, molecular function: metal ion binding. Gene Ontology annotation, cellular component: U2-type spliceosomal complex.